This is a messenger RNA of Caenorhabditis bovis, 456 nucleotides long. Lineage: Eukaryota; Metazoa; Nematoda; Chromadorea; Rhabditida; Rhabditidae. The record is from the annotation of a GenBank genome assembly.
AUGCCUGCAACAAUUUACACUGCCCAACUACCGUGUUGUCGAGAUAGAUUUGGAGAACAAGCAUGUCAAUCGUUGAGGAAAACACAACCCGCUUUUUUCGAGAAGAGAUGCCUCACCGAUCACGAUUUCAGUUCGAUCGAUUGUUGUGGAGAAUGUCGAAAGUAUAUUGAGAGAAAUAAGAUCAGCUCGGAGAACUCGAGAUCACUUCAAAAGGCACCCAGUCUUUGCAAAGACAAACAUUCGAUCGCGUUCUGCAGAAGGUUCAAAGAUGCCGGAUUGGGAAAAUACAGUUGCUCUGAUGCCGAAUUUGCUGUUCGUGUUUGCCGUCACUCUUGCGGAUACUGCAACGAUGAGCUCUACCUAGCCAAGAAUGCUCCAGCUAUGUGCUCGGAUAGUCACAAGCCGGCGACUUUAGUGAAUGGCACAAACCUCUAUUGGCAAUUUGGCCGGCAAUAA